AUGCGGGGGUCGAUGGUAGGACGGCGGCGAUCUGCAGGCGAGCUGCAGCAGCUCCAAAUGGCGGACGAGGCGGCGGCGAGCUCGAUGCAAGCGGCGGCGGCGCUGGCCUCCCUCCAUCUCCCGCAACCAGGACCGACAGCAACUGACCCCCAAGAUCGGAGGUAUUUCGGGAGAGGGGCACACAUAAAGCGCAAGGCGAAGCGAAAGUGGGGCAAAGUGGACUCUGUCGGGCUACCUCCCAGGCAUCUUGGUCAUCGCCAGUCAAUCCGCAGGAAAGGAGUUGGGUCCAUGAAUGAAGCAUUACAGGGUGAAGUGGGCAUCAGGAGCCGUUUCAGUGCAUUACGUAUUCGGCAGAUUAUGCGGGGUCUUACACCCCGGCAGCAGGAAUAUGUUGCAAAGUAUGGAUUUGAGCAUUUCAACCGUAUUGGCAAGUUCACUGUCCACGAGCCGCUGGCUGAGUGGAUAAUGGGGAAAAUAAACCCUCCAUUCUCUGAGUUCAGAAUUAACGCGGACAAGACAAUAGUUUUCACCAAGUCCCUUGUUCAGAAAAUUUUGGGUGUACCGUCAGGGGGAAGACCCAUUGUGCUGCACGGAGAGAAGACGGACAAAAUCGAGGAACUACGAGCUCUGUACUUAAAUAACGGACUAAGGGCAUCCAUCCCCCAUGCUGUUAGUUUGCUGAAGAACAACGAGGACGAGGAGUCCUUCAUGAGGACAUUUUUUCUUAUUGCACUUGCAGCAGUGCUCACCCCCACCACUGGAAAUACAAUAGAUCUUGACUACCUGUGGCCCCUUGAAGAUAUGUCAAAGGUUCAGGACCUCGAUUGGGCUGGCCAUAUCACGGAGCAUCUGAUGGACGACGUCCAGAAAUUUCAGUUCAAGUCCAGGGAGGAAAAAAAGACCAACUUCUGGGUUGGCGGGUGCUUGCCUUUGCUCAUGAUUGCUUACAUGGACCACCUGGAUCUUCCUAGAGGGCGAAUUGUAGACCGUGAAAUUAACUACUCAGUGCCUAGGAUCUGCCAUGUUUCUAAGCAUGAUUUCCAAUUUAUCGCGAUUGCUGACCUGCAUCGUCAACAUUACAAGUUUGCCACAUUUGGAAUACUUCCUUUCCGUAAAAGAACACCGUACACUGAUAAUCCAAAAACCGAGACAGAAGUAGCAGAAGAUGAUCUUCAUAUUUUCUCCAACUCAAAGGAUCAAGUCUUACCAGGGCAAUGUGAUCUUAAAGUAGAUGAGGAAAAAAUAGAUGAACUUGCACAGGAAAUCCAACCUGAAAUCCUUCGGUUUACAGAAGCAAGCAUCCAUCAUUCCCCUUUUGGAAGAACUGAUGUUUGCUCAAAUCAAGGAACUAAAAAAUCCUCUAGCUGUGGAAGGGGCAGUUCUAGCCAGAAUACUACAAAGGCGGCUCUGACACCCUCUUCAUCUGAGAAAUCAGAAGAAGACAAUGCUCGAGAAUACAAAUCUUUUGAGUCGGAUGAUCAUCCAACACCUCCAGAAGCUGAUUAUGGGGUAAUAUUUAGGAGCUGUCUAUCUGGAGCACAGAUGGAGAAAGUAAACCCUCUUAUCCAGAAGAUUCAACCAGAAGCUAUUGUAUUCGUAGCUACCAUGAGGAACUGCGAUGUUCAACUACCUAGUCCUCUUCUGAUCAUUUCGAAGGAACGCGCCUUAGCCACAGCUGCACACUUUCCGGAUGAAAAUGGGACUGUCACACUUCAGGUGCUGGGCAAGAGUGAGAAGUGGCGGCCGAGAUUCUUCAUAGAAAAAGGCACGUGCAUGCUUGCAGGCAACUGGUUGGACUUCGUGUGUGACAACCAAGUGCAGGUGGGCGACAUCUGCAUCUUUGUACCGGCAAAGGGCGGGGAAAGUUCCGCAUUCAUGGUCCAUAUAAUUCGUGCUGAAGUUACUCAUCCUAGGGCUGUUAAAAGGGUUCGCUCAAGCCAUGAUUCUUCGGUUGAUGGGGAGGAAUGACAAACCCAGAUGUCGACUCGGAAUGGCAAGAGACUGAUGGCUGUUAAAGGUUAUAGCGACUUUGUACAGAGCAACGCAGGGACAUGUGUCUGUUUGAAUUGAUGGGGAUGAAUUAGGAGCAAACCUACCACAGUCCAAUGUUGUUUUCGUAGACCAGUUCUAGUUUGUGAAACAGAAUGAUGAGAAUUAGGCAAGUAGCAUGUAGAAGCUAUUCCUGUUGGUGCCCUGUGCGUCUUUGGCAUGUUUUCUACUCUCUAAUCAAGGUAUGCAUAAGGCUGACAUAUUUUGGGCUUCUAGCUCAGCUUCUAGACUUGUUAAAUUCAAGUUUUUUUUUCCAGUAUUUUUUGCAUGCAUCAACGAGUA
Molecule: messenger RNA, 2331 nt
Organism: Lolium rigidum
Lineage: Eukaryota; Viridiplantae; Streptophyta; Magnoliopsida; Poales; Poaceae
Exons: 8
Coding region: 1-1968 (655 amino acids)
Molecular function (GO): DNA binding
Source: RefSeq, a predicted model, not a curated record